UGUACAUCAAAAUUAAGAACGGCCCAAAUUUUGUUAGAAGCGGAUUCAACUUUCGUAAGAAAAUUCUCAUUCGCGCAUGCCGCAGCUUCCGAAAAUGGCUGCCGUCUGUCUACGAAGACUCGCCCCGCACAUCUUCCGGAAUCCCUCUCUCACCCACUCUUUUGGAGCAACAACUGCCGUCCGAUCGACCGCCUCCUCUGCCAUCUCCUCACCGCGGACUUCUUCCGCCAAGGUGUCUGACCGGAUCGUGAAUCUCUUUGCAAUCGAUCCCGAUGGUCGGAAGCGCGACGUGAUCGGACUCUCCGGCCAGACGCUUCUCAAGGCCCUGGCCAACCAUGGAUUGAUUGAUCCGGCUUCCCACCGUCUUGAAGAUAUUGAUGCCUGCUCUGCUGAGUGCGAGGUCCACAUUGCGCAGGAGUGGCUCGAGAAGCUUCCCCCGCCCACGUACGAUGAACAGUACGUUCUCAAGAGGAACUCUAGGAAUAAGGUUCUGAACAAGCACUCCAGACUCGGAUGCCAGGUCGUCCUCACUCAGGAGCACCAGGGUAUGGUCGUCGCGGUCCCGGAGCCAAAGCCUUGGGAUACUCCUUAAAGGAGUGAAGCUCUGCAAGGCUUCAAAAUUCCGCGGGGAGACACUAACUUUAGCAAUGCUGUUUUGGAUGCUGUUUAAAAUUUGCUACUGGAAUAAGACAUUUUGGUACGAAAGCAUUCCAAUUCGCCCUUUUGUUUAUUUAUGCACACAUAAAAGGCCUCAAACAUGUAACACUCACUCCCUGACUACCAGUUGAAAUUGGUUCCUGCUCGCAUUGGUGAUAGUACCACAUUGCCACCAUACUUCCGUCAUGUUGAUUUGUUUGUUCUUAGUGUGCAGUCUGUCAAUGUGCAUUUCUGAUGUUAUUGUAGGAGAAUUAGGAAAACUUAUUCUUAAUUGGAAAAACUGUCAAAUAAGUUCUCGUACUUUCUCAUAAAAGUCAAUUAAGUCCCUGUACCUGAUAAUCGUUCAAUUAAGC
Messenger RNA from Cuscuta epithymum, 1010 nucleotides. NCBI's taxonomy places the organism in Eukaryota, Viridiplantae, Streptophyta, Magnoliopsida, Solanales, Convolvulaceae. The record is from the annotation of a GenBank genome assembly.